Molecule: messenger RNA, 2637 nt
Organism: Selaginella moellendorffii
Lineage: Eukaryota; Viridiplantae; Streptophyta; Lycopodiopsida; Selaginellales; Selaginellaceae
Product: 9-cis-epoxycarotenoid dioxygenase NCED4, chloroplastic
Exons: 1
Coding region: 385-2454 (689 amino acids)
Biological process (GO): carotene catabolic process
Cellular component (GO): chloroplast stroma
Molecular function (GO): carotenoid dioxygenase activity
Source: RefSeq, a predicted model, not a curated record
UUGGCCCAGAAUUCCUGGAAAGGGAUAUACUUGCGAGAAGAGUGAGCGAGAGAGAGAGAGAGAGCGAGAGCUCCACGGCCCUCUUCUUCGUGUUUCCUUGUUCCAGGAAUUUCUAAUCGCGCACAAGAGGCUUCCUUCUUAAAAUUCCCCCUUGUUUCUCGUGGCUGCUGCGUAAAAAAAUUUCCACCAUCCCUCCAGUUGGUUGGCCAGCGAAUGGUAAUUUGUCUUCAUCUCUUGGGAGCAGCAAACACGUAUAUAUUGUGAGAGCAGCAGAGCCCUGGUUUGUUCUUGUCGAAUUCUCGCCAACUCCGAGAAAUCUCUUCCUUUUCCCCUCCCCCUCCUCUUCUCCCCCAUUUCUCCUCUUCUCCUUCCUUCGAUCGUCCCAUGGCAGCAGCCAUGGAAUGCAGCAGCAGGGGGAUCACGAGCUUGAUGAUCGCGAGCUCUGCCUCGUCCUCUUCCAGCUCCUCGUCUUCGUCUUGUUUCACCUCCAGGCGCCAAAUUCACCACAGCCUCUGCUCCAGAUCGCGGCUCCAAGCCCAAUUGCCCAAGGGGACGAUCAAGAGGAGCGCCAGGAGAGGGAUCCAGGCGCAUUUAAUCGACUGCCCACCAUCGCCAUCGCCAUCGCCCCAGGAAUCCAGCAGCUCCCCUCUGGCCAGUCUCCUAUCAGCGGCGGCGGCAGCUCCAUCCAUCGAGGAUUGCAUCCAAGCGCUCGAGGCGAGCAUCACACGGGCAAUCUCCAUCGCCCCCAAGUCAUCGCUCUCGUGGGACGACAUUCCCCUGUGGAACCUUCGCGAAUCCUUCACAAAGCCGGGGCAAACGCCAGGGAUCGCGAUCGAGCAAUGGAAACCCGCCCAGAAGAUGGCGGCGGGAGCACUAGACUGGAUCGAGCAGCGCGUCAUCCCCAUCCUGGAGGGCGAUCACCUCCCCUCCACCGCCAAUCCGGCUGUCCAGCUCGAGGGCAAUUUCGCGCCGGUGCCUGAGUGCCCGGCCUCGGGCAUCCGACUGCCCGUCACGGGCCGUCUCCCCGACGGGCUUGACGGGCUGUACGUGCGCAACGGCGCCAACCCGCGGUUUAAGCCCGUCGCCGGCCACCACCUCUUUGACGGCGACGGUAUGCUCCAUGCCGUGCGGCUCUCGGGCGGUACCGCCACGUACUGCUCGCGCUUCACGCGGACAAACCGGCUGUGCCAGGAGGAGCGGCUGGGCCGCGCCUUCUUCCCCAAGGCGGUGGGGGAGCUCCACGGCCAUGGCGGCGCCGCCCGCCUCGCGCUCUACUACCUCCGCUCCCUGGCCGGGCUGGUGGACGCGGGCAAGGGGAUGGGUCCGGCCAACGCCGGCGUCGUCUUCUUCGAUGGCAAGCUCCUGGCCAUGUCCGAGGACGAUCAGCCCUACGCGCUCCGGAUCGAGGGCGAUGGCGACGUCUCCACUAUUGGGCGCUACGACUUCCACGGGCAGCUCAAAGCGAGCUCCAUGAUCGCGCACCCCAAGAAGGACCCGCGCACCGGGGAGCUCUUCGCGCUCAGCUACGACGUGGUCAAGAAGCCGUAUCUCAGGUACUUCAGCUUCGCGGCGGAUGGAACCAAGCGGCCGGACGUGGAGAUCCCGCUCCCCGGGGCGACCAUGAUGCACGACUUCGCCAUCACCGACAGGUUCGUGGUGAUCCCGGACCAGCAGGUGGUGUUCCAGCUCCUGCGGAUGCUCCUGGGCAAAUCGCCCGUGGUCUACGAUCCCAAGAAGAAGGCCCGCUUUGGAGUGCUCCCGAAGUAUGCCACCACCUCGGACGAGCUCAAGUGGGUGGAGGUGCCGGAUUGCUUCUGCUUCCACGUCUGGAAUGCAUGGGAGGCGAGCGAGGAUGAGAUCGUGGUGCUGGGAUCGUGCAUGACUCCGCCCGACUGCGUCUUCAACGAGUCCCCGAAUGGACACGAGGAGAUGAGCAGCGUGCUGUGCGAAAUCCGGCUCAACUUGACCACGGGCACGUCAACUCGGACACCCAUCGCCGGGCUCAACCUCGAGGCCGGGACUGUGAACCGCCGCGUCCUGGGCCGCCAGUGCCGCUACCUCUACCUGGCGGUGGCGGACCCGUGGCCAAAGAUCUCGGGCAUCGCCAAGGUGGACCUCUCGCUAAAGAAGGAGAAGGCCGAGGUGGAGACCGAGGUGGCGGAGGCCGAGGUGGUAUCCGACUGUGUUGUGGGCCGUCGCGUGCACGGCGAGAAUUGCUUUGGUGGCGAGCCCUUCUUCGUGCCCCGGACGUCCGACCCGGACGCGGCCGAGGACGAUGGCUACGUCCUCACGUUCGUUCACAACGAGAGCACGGGAGUGUCGGAGCUCCUGGUGCUGGACGCCGCCACUGACAACCUGGAGCUCCUGGCCUCGGUCCAGCUUCCGGCGCGGGUGCCGUAUGGCUUCCACGGCACCUUCGUGUCCGAGGAGGAACUGGCCAGCCAGAGCGACUGAUGGACGAGAGAAUGCAGCGUCCAUCGUCGAGAGAGGAAAGGUUUGCGAAGUUUUUCGUGGGGGGACAAGUGGAGAGCCGCUCUUGUGCAUAUAGCCAUUGGAAUCGGCCCCCGGUCCCCUCUCUCUUUCCCUCGAGCUUUUUUUCCUUGGUUUUUUUGCUUGUGUACAUUAAAAUGAAAACAA